AUGUGGGCUCUGGCAGCCCUUCUGCUCCUGGGUGAGUCCUCAGUGCGUCAACAGCGGCAGAAGCACUUUGGCUGUGGGAGAGGGGGCUUUCUGGGGGCUGGGGAAACUAAAAGCAGAAGAAAAUCAGGGCUUGAGACCCAUGGGAUAUUUUCUACGGUCAAGAGGUCCCUUGCUUUCCUCUCAUUUCAACAUUCUUUUUCUUCUUCCUUCUUCAAUUCCUGUUUCGCAGUUCCAAGCGGCGCGCAAGCUGCUACUCUGGAGAAGCCAGUAUUGUCUCUACACCCGCCCUGGACCACAGUCUUCAAGGGGGAGCGGGUAACCCUGCGGUGUGAUGGGUACCACCCUCUGCUCUUGGAGCUCCGGCCCGUCAGCACUCUCUGGUACCUGGGCCACCUGCUUCUGCCCUCUCACAAGAAAAGCAUCGAGGUGCAGACCCCAGGCGUGUAUCGAUGCCAGACUCGGGGAGCGCCGGUCAGUGACCCCAUCCACCUCUCUGUGUCCAACGACUGGCUGAUCCUGCAAGUGCCCUACGCCGCGGUGUUCGAGGGCGAGCCGCUGGUCAUGCGCUGCCGCGGCUGGUACGACAAGAUGGUGAACAAGCUUCACUACUACCACGACGGCAAGGCGGUGCGCUACUUCCACUCCAGCGCCAACUACACGGUGCCGCAGGCGCGCGCCGGCGACAGCGGCCGCUACCAGUGCUCCGGCACCAUGCGCAUCCCGGUGGAGAGCGCGCCCAUGUUCUCCGCCAAGGUGGCCGUGACCGUGCAAGAGCUGUUCCCGGCGCCGGUGCUGAGGGUGACUGGCCGGGCAGAGGCCCGCGGCGGGGUGGCGGUGCGCUGCGACACCCGCCUGCACCCGCAAAAGCGCGACACGCCACUGCAGUUCGCCUUCUACAAGUACAGUCGCCCCGUGCGCCGCUUCGACUGGGGCGCCGAGUACACGGUCCCCGAGGCCGAGGUCGAGGAGCUCGAGUCGUUCUGGUGCGAGGCCGCUACCGCCACGCGGAGCGUUCGGAAACGCAGCCCCUGGCUACAGCUCCCGGGGCGCGGGCCGGCGCUGGACUCGGCGCCCACCACCGCCCCAGCCCCCCAGGCCGCAGCCGUGGCGCCGGGCGGCCAGCCGCUUUCCUUCAGAAAGCCCCCUGUGUCCCGAUCGGCCCCUCCCGUCACCUCCGUCCCGAACGUCACCUCGCGGCUGCAGUACCCCGCGCGCAGCGCCCCCACGGCCGGGCCCCCGGCCUGCGCCCCGCCGACGCCCUGGGAACAAUCCGCCGCCCUCAGACCCGACGUGGACCUUCUGCUCCGAGAAAUGCAGCUGCUCAAAGGCCUCCUGAGCCGGGUGGUCCUGGAAUUAAAGGAGCCACAGGCCUUCCCGGAGCGCGGGGGCCCCACCUCGCACGCUGCUGUGAGCCCGGGGACGCAGGGGACCGCCCCAGCGGAGAGCUGAGGGCCGGGGCGCUACUGCCCCCUCUCGGGCUUCAGUCUCCCAUCUCGCCUGCUUGCCACCCGCAGAGACGUCGCCAAGCCGGCUCUGCUGGUCUCUGCUGGCCUGCGUCGGUCUGGCGAUGCUUUCCAAGAAGCACCAUAAAGUGUGGUGGCCGAUGA
Messenger RNA from Hyaena hyaena (striped hyena), 1607 nucleotides. RefSeq names its product Fc receptor like B (gene FCRLB). The record is from RefSeq and is a predicted model, not a curated record. Gene Ontology annotation, biological process: negative regulation of immune response; cell surface receptor signaling pathway. Bases 1 to 1449 code for a protein of 482 amino acids. The transcript has 6 exons. NCBI's taxonomy places the organism in Eukaryota, Metazoa, Chordata, Mammalia, Carnivora, Hyaenidae. Gene Ontology annotation, molecular function: transmembrane signaling receptor activity.